Myripristis murdjan (pinecone soldierfish) is the source of this 11143-nucleotide messenger RNA. RefSeq names its product Dmx-like 2 (gene dmxl2). Gene Ontology annotation, molecular function: protein binding. The record is from RefSeq and is a predicted model, not a curated record. Bases 294 to 9611 code for a protein of 3105 amino acids. The transcript has 56 exons. Lineage: Eukaryota; Metazoa; Chordata; Actinopteri; Holocentriformes; Holocentridae. Gene Ontology annotation, biological process: vacuolar acidification. Gene Ontology annotation, cellular component: RAVE complex.
CUGCUGCCUCGGCUCCAGCGAAUAAUCCUGGCGAUGGUGUUGACAACGAGAGGUGACCGACGGCCGAUUUUACACAUUUAAAAUAGAUGACUCGGCAGACAGAAAUUAUUUUUGCACGACUCGAUAUAAUUUCCUCGCAACCCUAUCGUUUGUGGAGGAAGACGCCGUAGCCGGGCCGAGUAAAACGUUAACGACACUGAUGGGAUUCCCAGCAGUUGCUAGAUGGAGAAAACGAGAGGGUGGACUCGUCAUAAAUAAUUAAAAUAUCCAUCUGCUGCUAAAAUAUAAGGAAAAUGCAUCUACACCAGGUGCUGACGGGAGCUGUGAACCCCGGGGACUGCUGCUACUCGGUGGGAAGCGUCAGUGACAUCCCAUUCACGGCCUAUGGCUCAGGCUGUGACAUAGUGAUCCUGGCCAGCGACUUUGAGUGUGUGCAAAUUAUCCCAGGAGCUCAAAAUGGAAACAUACAGGUGGGCUGCGUUGAGUGCUCCCACCAGCUUGGCAGGAUUGCUGCAUCCUACGGAAACACAGUCUGCAUCUUUGAACCGAUUGCUACCAACCCAAACAAACGCCACAAGCAGCUUAACUAUCAGUGGCAAAAGACAGGACAGUUCUUCCUUGAUGCCAUCACCUACAACCUGGCCUGGGACCCACAAGGGAACCGUAUCCUAGCAGCAACCGAACGCCUCCAGCUGUGGGCUCCUCCGGUGACAGACUCCCUGAUAGAGGAGGAGGAGGGACAGACCACAGAUGACAAGCCCCACCCCGUCCUCAAUGACUGGAAAUGUGUCUGGCAGUGCAAGACGGCUGCAUCUGUUCACAUUGCCAAGUGGUCUCCUGAUGGCGAGUAUUUUGCAACUGUUGGGAAGGAUGACUGCUUACUCAAAGUGUGGUAUCCCACAACGGGCUGGCGCUCUGCAGUGGUGGUGCAGGACCCCUCUGAUAAGAAGCCCCCUCCUGUUCACUUCUCCUUUGUUUACCUGGCUCACCCUCGUUCUGUCACUGGCAUGUCCUGGAGGAAGACUAGCAAGUUCAUGCCCAAGGGUUCGGUUUGUAAUGUGCUGCUGACAUCCUGUGAGGACGGUGUGUGUCGGCUGUGGUCAGAGACCCUUCUGCCAGAGGACAGCUUGCUUGGGGGACAGAUAUCUGAGAACUCACAAUCCUUCAGCUCCAGCCUGCCUGGCCUGGCAGGCAAUAAGGACAAGAUUCAACAUGCUCUGGAGUCAAUCCACCACCUGAAGCAUCUGCGCCGAGGGCGGCGACGGUCCUCUGCUCUGGUGGCUCACACUGAGCUGUUGCCCUCUCAGCUGGGCACACAGGACACACACACACACCGCCACAUCGCACACCAUGCCAAUGCCCUGUGUCACUUCCACAUCUCAGCCAGUAUUAACCCAAACACAGAUAUCCCAUCAGUGCUGGCUGACUCUGCAGUGUUCAGCCCAGAGGAUGGGACAGGUGGUGGAGGCUUUGUGGUCCACUGGCUCAACAAUAAGGACCUCAGCUUCACUUCCUCCAUGGAUCUCUUCAUGCUUCAGCUCCGUAAACUGUCAGAACAGCAGCUGGACCAGACUACUGAGGACCCCCUGGACACAGAGAGCUCCCCCAUGAAGUUUGACUUUGACCUGGAUGAGAUGUCUGACAAGGCCUCCUCGGAGCACGGUGAGGAGGGCGAACCAGGGGAGCAGGGGAGCACCAAGGCCUCUUCCCCUGGAUCCAGCUCCAGCAUGCCCCUGCCCUCCAUGCUGCUGGAGAGGAAGAUGGAGACAUUGACCAUAGAGUGGAACAAGAGCCCCGACAUGCUGUUCACCAUCCACCCUUCUGACGGCUCUUUCCUGGUUUGGCAUGUCAAGUACUUGGACGAGUAUAUCCAGGGCAUCUUCAGACAGGUUCAGGUGUCCUUCUCCUCUCGUAUUCCAGUAGCGUUUCCUACAGGCGAUGCCAACUCACUGAGUAAAAACAUUCUGAUGUACGCCUGCACUUUGACUGAAGGGGAGAGUCCCGGGGCCGGGGAGCAGGGGAGGGGGGCCCACCGUGUUGCCCAUUCUGCCUCAGCCUCUGCUGGUCUGGGUUCGCCUGCCCUGGGACCCUCUCUCACCCCCUACCCUGGCAUCGGUCCUGCCGUCAUGAUGGUCUCCAAGCAUGUUGAUGGAUCUCUUAACCAGUGGGCAGUGACUUUCGCUGAGCGCUCUGCCUUCUCCAACGUACUGACCGUGUCUCACAAGUUCCGGUACUGUGGCCACCGCUUCCAUCUGAACGACCAAGCCUGCCACACAGUGCUGCCGCUGCUGCUCACAUCCUCUCACCAUAACGCCCUGCUCACCCCUCCCUCAGCUCCAGGCAGCCUGGAAGGAGAACAGCUGCCUUCCCUGCCCCCACCAAAAGCGCUUUCCAGGAAACAACUUCGUAAUGCAGCUACAAGGACUUUCCACGACCCUAACGCCAUCUACAGCGAGCUGAUCCUAUGGAGGGUGGACCACAUUGGACCCCUGUCCUGCACUGGAGGGGUCUCUGAACUGGCCCGCAUCAACUCUCUGCACACCUCUGCCUUUAGCAAUGUGGCUUGGCUUCCCACGCUAGUACCCAGCUCUGUACUUGGAACCUACUGUAACAGUGCCAGUGCCUGUUUUGUGGCAUCAGAUGGCAAAAACCUGCGUCUCUAUCAAGCUGUGGUUGAUGCCAGAAAACUUCUGGAUGAGCUGUCAGAUCCUGAGACAUCGAAAUUGGUGGGUGAGGUGUUCAACAUUGUCAGCCAGCAGUCUACUGCCAGACCUGGAUGUAUCAUAGAGUUGGAUGUCAUCACCAACCAGUGUGGCGCCAACACCCAGUUGCUACAUGUGUUCCAAGAGGACUUCAUUCUAGGUUAUAAGCCACAUGAAGAGCCGGACGCGUACAUGCCUGCUUUCCCCACCGCUGAAGAUUACCACCCUGCUCCAUUCUCUGAGAAAUUCUUCUUGGUGGUGAUAGAGAAAGAUCUCAACAGGAACUCUGUCCUGCAGAUGUGGCAUCUGCAUCUCAAGUCUGUCCAGGCCUGUAUGGAUGAACCGGUCCCAGAUUACAGUUUCCAGAGCCAGCUGAUGGUUCCUAGUCAGGUGAUGAAUGCAGACUCCUCACCGGAGAGCUCACCUAUCAGCCCUUUGCCGAGGUCAGCCUCUACAGCUAACCUGCAGUCAGCCAGCAAGCUCAUCCUCAGCUCCAAGCUGGUGUACAGCAAAAGGUUGGACCUACCUCAUGGGGUAGAGGUCACCAGGGCCACGCCCUCUGCAGGACAUCUGAGUUCCUCCUCCAUCUACCCGGUGUGUCUGGCUCCAUAUCUGAUCGUCACUACCUGCUCUGACUCUCGUGUGCGGUUUUGGCGCUGUGCUGUGGAGGGCGAGGAGACGGACAGCGAGGAUAACCGAGUCUAUCGCUGGGAGCCUUGGGCCCUGCUGAAUGAGGAGGAGGACAACAACAGCGCUGUGUGUGUGUCGGGACGUCCUGUAGCAGUGUCCUGCUCCUACACUGGCCGGCUGGCCGUGGCCUUUAAACAGCCACGACAAGGACAGCCACUGGGGUCUGGAGGAGAUUUCGCAAUGCAUGUGUCCAUCUACGAGUGUGAGUCUACUGGGGGAUCAGAGUGGGUGUUAGAGCAAACCCUCCACCUAGAUGACUUCACCAGACCUUCUACAACCCUGGAUCCACGAGUCAGCGUUGACUCCAAUCUCUUUGUCUACAGCAGAUCUGAUCUGUACAUGACCAGAGACCACAGCUCCCCCAACAUCAAGCACUAUGUCCACCUAGACUGGCUCUCCAAGGAGGAUGGAUCCCACAUCCUCACCGUUGGGGUUGGAUCCAAUAUCCUCAUGUAUGGCCGCAUCUCUGGCAUGGUUAAUGAGCAGACCAGCAGCAAGGAGGGGGUGGCGGUCAUCACCCUUCCUCUAGGGGGCAGCAUCAAACAGGGGAUCCGCUCUCGCUGGAUCCUGCUCCGUUCCAUAGACCUGGUGUCCUCUGUGGACGGUACACCCUCCCUACCAGUCUCCCUGUCCUGGGUAAGGGACGGCAUCCUGGUAGUGGGCAUGGACUGUGAGAUGCACGUGUAUGCCCAGUGGCGCCAGGACAAGAAGCCUGGAGAUGGAGACAAUGCCAGCUUGUCAUCUGCUGACAACAUCACAGGGAGUCAGACCGCAGCGUCCUCCACUGUCUUUGAAGGGAGACCCCGGUCAAAGAGUGUGUUUGAAGGGACAGCUGGUGUGGAUGAGGCGCUCCGUGCCCCGGCAGGAUUGCAGGAGGGGGGACUGUUUGAAGCAGCUCACUCCCUGUCCCCCACUCUGCCACAGUAUCAUCCCACCCAGUUGCUAGAACUCAUGGACCUUGGCAAGGUUCGACGUGCCAAGGCCAUCCUUUCCCAUCUGGUAAAGUGCAUUGCUGGAGAGGUUGCUGUCGUGAGGGAUGUGGAGGCAGGGGAGGGUGGCACUAGGAGGCAUCUGUCCAGGACCAUCAGUGUGACUGGCAGUACUGCCAAAGACACCAUCGUGGCUGGCCGUGACGGAGGCAGGGACUACACAGAGAUAAACUCCAUCCCUCCCCUGCCUCUCUAUGCUCUCCUGUCGGCUGACCUAGACACAUCCUACAAGGGAGUGGAGGAGGCUGCCAAGGGAACCAAGGUUGCUGAGGGUGAAGGGGCCCAGAAGAGCACAGAGGACCAGUAUGCUGACCUCUUCCAGGUGCAGGCAGUGACCACCGAUGAUUUUGUGAGCUUUGCCAGUGAAAAGCCAGAGAAGAAGUCUCGAGUCAUCAACCUAUCUCAGUAUGGUCCUACCUAUUUUGGUCCAGAGCACGCACAGGUAUUGUCCAGUCACCUGAUGCACUCCAGUCUCCCAGGGUUGACCAGGCUAGAACAGAUGUUCCUGGUGGCCCUGGCUGAUACUGUCGCAACCACCAGCGCUGAGGUCACAAGCUCCACUGACCAGCAGUACACAGGUGGUGAAGCUCUCGAUGAGUGUGGCCUGAGGUACCUGCUGGCCAUGCGUCUCCAUACCUGUCUGCUCACCUCUCUGCCGCCCCUUUACCGUAUGCAACUGCUCCACCAAGGCCUGUCAACGUGCCACUUUGCGUGGGCCUUCCAUUCGGAGGCUGAGGAGGAGAUGCUGAACAUGAUCCCAGCCAUGCAGAGAGGAGACCCCCAGUGGUCUGAGCUCAGGGCCGUAGGAGUGGGCUGGUGGAUACGCAACAUCAACACACUGCGCAAGAUGGUGGAGAAGUUAGGUAAAGCUGCGUUCCAGCGACACAACGACCCAUUAGAUGCAGCUCUGUUCUACCUGGCCAUGAAGAAGAAGGCUGUCCUGUGGGGCCUAUUCAGGUCCCAGCAUGAUGAGAAGAUGACUCAGUUUUUCAAGAAUAAUUUCAGUGAAGACCGUUGGCGCAAGGCAGCUCUGAAAAAUGCCUUCUCCCUAUUGGGCAAGCAGCGCUUUGAACAGUCCGCUGCCUUCUUUCUAUUGGCUGGUUCCCUGAAAGAUGCCAUAGAGGUGUUGAUGGAGAAGAUGGAAGAUCUCCAGUUAGCAAUGAUCGUAGCCAGGCUGUAUGAGGCUGACUUUGAGAGCUCGUCCACCUGCCAGGGCCUCCUCUAUGAGAAGGUUCUGGGCUGUAACAGGGAUGGAAGUGGCUACCAUUGCUCCAGACUCCACCCUGACCCCUUCCUCCGCAGCAUUGCCUUCUGGAUAAUGAAGGACUAUACCCAAGCCCUGGACACAUUGCUUGAGCGCAUUCCCAAAGAAGAUGACGAGAACCCUGAUGUGAUGGUGAAGUCAUGCAACCCUGUGGUGUUCAGUUUCUAUAACUACCUGAGGACACACCCCCUCAUCAUCCGUCGCCACUUCGCCUCCCCAGAAGGCACAGCAACCACUGUGGGCCUCACUGCUGAGAGGAGCAGUGCAGAUGAGAUCAACCUCAUAGAACGCAAGCUCUUCUUCACCACCGCCAAUGCACACUUCAAGGUGGGCUGUCCAGUCCUGGCCCUGGAGGUGCUUUCCAAGAUACCCAAGGUGACCAAGAAAUCUGGCUCUUCGCCCCUAAGUAAAGGUUCAUCCACGGCCAACGUGGAUUCAAACAAGCCCCUACAGAACGGCACCCAGGGAAGCAUGGACUGGGGUGCCCCAGCAGCGUCUACGGAGGCCUGGGGAGCCAACGACAGUGCAGCAGGGCUGGACUGGAGCCAGCCUUUGGUCAAGGUGGAGGAUGAGGGGCUGCAGCUAGACUGGGGAGAUGACAAGGAUGAUGAUGAUGAAGAAGAUGAUGGUGGAGGUCUGACCAUGAAGAAACCAGAGGCUGAGUCUAAAGCAGAUGAAGGCUCAGGGAGUGGCCACCCUGGGCUGCAGAGAGAGGACUCUCAGGGUGAAUCAGAGGUGGAUGUGAUAGCAGAGCAACUGAAAUUCCGUGCAUGUCUGAAAAUCCUGAUGACAGAGCUGCGGACGUUGGCCACUGGCUACGAGGUGGAUGGAGGGAAGCUCCGCUUCCAACUCUACAACUGGCUAGAGAAGGAAAUAGGAGCCAUGCACAAGAUCUGCAACUACAAGAUAAUAUUAACACAGGUGGAGGGGAAGGAGGAGCGGUCAGAGAUGGAGCGCUGGGAACGUGCCGGAUCUCUGGACAUACCAGACGAGGAGCAUACAGAGGCUGGAACCUACGAGCGUCACCAAAUGGAGCGGCGGCGUCUGCAGGCCAAGCAGCAGCACUCUGAAAGGCGCAAAGCAUGGCUGAGGAAGAACCAGGCCCUCCUGAGAGUCUUCCUCUCCUACUGUAGCCUGCAUGGAGCCAAGGGUGGAGGAGUCACCUCUGUACGCAUGGAGCUCAUCUUCCUUCUACAGGAGAGCCAGCAGGAGAUUACAGUGAAGCAGCUGCAGUCUCCCCUGCCUCUGCCUACCACACUGCCCUUGCUGUCAGCCAGCAUCGCCCCCACUAAGACAGUCAUAGCCAACCCCGUUCUCCACCUCAGCAACCACAUCCAUGAUAUCCUCCACACCAUCACCCACAUGGAGGCUCCGCCACAUCCUGACGUCACUGAUGACCGGGUUAAUGCUCUGCACACACUGGCAGCAUCUCUGUCCGCCUGCAUAUAUCAAGCCUUGUGUGACAGCCACAGUUACAGCAGUCAGGCGGAGGCCAACCAGUUUACGGGGAUGGUUUACCAGGGCCUCCUGCUCAGUGAGAGGAGACGACUCCGCACAGAGAGCAUCGAAGAGCAUGUGACUCCCAGCUCUGCUCCUGCACAGUGGCCAGGUGUGUCCUCCCUGAUCUCCCUGGUGGCAUCAGCCAGAGAGGAGGACCAGCCAAGGCUCAACGUGCUGCUGUGUGAGGCAGUAGUGGCCGUCUAUCUGGCGCUGCUCAUCCAUGGCUUGGGAACUCACAGCGGCAAUGAACUCUUUCGCCUGGCAGCACACCCUCUUAACAACCGCAUGUGGGCCGCUGUUUUUGGAGGAGGGGCCAAAGUCAUCAUGAAGCCAAAGAGGCCCGAGGCCCCACCAGCAGCAGCUAAGACUCACAUGGAGUGUACAGAGGCCAAACCUGAGCAGCCCUCUGAGACUAAAGCUGAGCCUGAUUCACAGACUAAUCCAGUGGUGCCAGAGAUAGUCACCCAGGAUAAUGGUGCAGCAGUGCCCCCUCAACCCCCAGCAGAGGAUGUGGACCGACACAGGCGCAGGUUCAACAUGAGAAUGCUAGUUCCUGGACGCCCCGUCAAGGAGACCCCAGCCACUCCACCCCCGGUUCCUACAGAGAGACCCACCUACAGAGAGAAGUUCAUCCCUCCAGAGCUCAGCAUGUGGGACUACUUCGUGGCCAAACCCUUCCUCCCCCUGUCAGACAGCGGUGCUUUGUAUGACUCAGAUGAGAGUGGUGCAGAAGAUGACGAGGACAAUGACGACGCCUUCCUAUCAGACACGCAGAUAACGGAGCACUCCGACCCAAACUCCUACAGCUGGGCUCUGAUCCGGCUGGUCAUGGUCAAACUGGCUCUACACAACGUCAAGAACUUCCUCCCACUCACUGGCCUCGACUUCACAGACCUUCCAGUGACCUCCCCUCUCUGCAACGCCGUGCUGAAGACUUUAGAGAACUGGGAGCAGCUUCUCCUCGAGCGGAUGAACAAGUUUGAUGGCCCGCCUCCCAACUACAUCAACACCUACCCCACUGACCUCAGUGCAGGAGGGGGUCCUGCCAUCCUGCGACACAAGGCCAUGUUGGAGCCUGACAACACCCCUUUCAAGACAAAGAACCACCUGUCCUUCCCAGCCCGCCGUCUUUGGCAUUUCCUCGUCAAACAGGAAGUUCUUCAAGAGAUUUUGAUCCGUUACAUCUUCACCAAGAAAAGGAAGCAGAGUGAGUCUGUAGACCACCAAAUGGACGGUGUAAGCCCAAACUGCAUAGCAGGAGCUAACAGUCCCAAUAAGGUGGAGGCCGAUCUUGGCUACCCCGGGGGCAAGGCUAAAAUCAUUCACAAGGAGUCUGAUAUAAUCAUGGCCUUUGCCAUCAAUAAGGCUAACUCUAAUGAAAUAGUGUUGGCAUCUACUCAUGAUGUCCAAGAGGUGGAUGUGUCCACUCUGGUCGCUGCCCAGCCCUAUACCUGGAUAGGGGAGGACUUCGACAAGGAGUCUCGCAGCUCUGAUGAUGCAGACCACCGUUCAUCUCACACCAACAUUGCCCAGGCGAGCACUGCACCCUUUGCACCACCACAGAUGCCCGUCUCUGCAUCCAUGCCAUGGCUGGGCAGUGGACAGACCAGCAUGGGAGCCAGCGUGAUCAUGAAGAGGAAUCUAAAUAAUGUGAAGAGAAUGACAUCCCACCCCAUAUAUCAGUAUUACAUGACAGGGGCCCAGGAUGGUAGUGUGAGGAUGUUUGAGUGGAACAGACCUCAGCAGCUCAUCUGCUUCAGACAAGCAGGGAAUGCACGUGUCACCCGCCUUUACUUUAAUUCACAGGGCAAUAAGUGCGGAGUUGCUGAUGGAGAAGGUUUCCUCAGUCUCUGGCAGGUCAACCAGACGUCCUCCAACCCCAAACCCUACCUGAGCUGGCAGUGCCACAGUAAGACCUGUGGCGACUUUGCAUUCAUCACAUCCUCAAGUCUCAUCGCUACAGCUGGACAGUCCAACGACAGCAGAAAUGUAUGUCUGUGGGAUACUCUGAUUUCACCUAGCAAUACCAUGGUCCACGCGUUCCCCUGCCAUGAAAACGGGGCCACUGUGUUGCAGUAUGCUCCUAAACAGCAGUUGCUAAUCACUGGAGGCAGGAAGGGCUUCAUUUGCGUGUUUGACAUCCGCCAGAGGCAGCUGCUUCACACUUUCCAGGCCCACGACUCAGCCAUCAAGGCCCUAGCGCUGGAUGCCUCCGAGGACUUCUUUGUCACUGGCUCUGCAGAGGGCAACAUGAAGGUGUGGAAGCUUGCAGGUCAUGGGCUCAUGCACUCUUUCAGCACCGAGCACGCCAAGCAGUCGAUCUUCCGCAAUAUCGGUGCCGGUGUCAUGCAGGUGGAGACCCGGCCCGGGAACCGCAUCUUCACCUGUGGAGCAGACGGCACCCUGAAGAUGAGAGUCCUCCCUGAUCGCUACAACAUCCCCAACAGCAUCUUCGACGUCCUGUAACAGCUGCUUCCAUGCUGAGGGUCCAAAGAGAAAAGAGAAAACACUAUGGCAUAUGUACCACUCGCUAGACAUGACUGGUUUUAAUUGACGGGGAAAAAGAUAGUGAGAUGACCAUGCUUCUGGCAGCUUUCAGAGUGUGCACUGUUCCUUGGGUUUACUGUUAAUGAAAGUCAUAUCCAGAGUGAUAAAAUGGAGCUGCAAAUAUUUUUUUUUCCCCAAAGGCUGAAAGCAAAGAGUUACAAGCAAAAGGUAUCAUACUUGAUUUUAAAGCUAGAUUUAUUGUAAUUUUAUUGAAGAAUCUCUACUCGUAGAGUGUGUCCAUAGGGAAGCUAUGCAUGUCCUGUUCUCGUUACGCGGUGCAAUCACAGGUCUAUUGAUAGUGCUCUGUAAAAGUGCUCAAGCAAAAAUUUUAAAAGUGUGUAACUGUCGUCAUUUUGUGCCCACAGCUGAAAUCUCUUAGCAUCUACUUUAACCAGCACUGUGGUUUGUUAUUAAGUCAGUGGUUUCCAGUGUGAAUCGAGUUGUUGGAAUCUGCAUUUUGUUUCACUGGUUUUGCCUCCUGCCCCUCUCCCCCUGGCUUUUCUCUGCCCUUACGGAAGAGUUCAUGGUGCAUUGCUCCUAUAGUGACCUCCCCUACUCAACCCCACCCCCCAGCCCCCUUUCCUCCCUGUUUCACUGGCUGCCCUGGCACACACUCGGGCCUCACCUGGCUUGGGCUCGGCCCAGCCCGGUCCUAUCAUCCAGUGUGUGUCCACUCUGCUGUGUUCGCCAUCUGUACGCCUGCCCGCCUGCCCUCAAAUGCCUGUUUGUGCGGCAGGCUCACUGCUAGAACAUUUCCUGUUUGGAAGAUGAUGUGUUUAACUCCUGUGACUGUGGUUUCAGUGUCUCCAUCUGUCUGGUCCAAAACCUAAACACCCACCCACCCCGAGCAGAAACACAAAGGUUCACUUCUGGUUUUGCACAAGAUAUUGUUUUUUUUUUUUUUUUUAUUAUUUAAAUUAUUAAAUUAUUUAUAUGUUUGUGUUUGUUUGUUUGUUUGUUUGUUUGUUUGUUUGUUUGGUCAACAAUUCCUUUAUAAAACUAUUGGUAUUUGUUUAACUUAUUGCCUUUUAUGUUAGGAAUGUAAGGGGUUUUACUGUAUCUGACUGGGAGAUAGUGCAACAUGGUGUACUGUAUGUUUGUGUUACCUCGCUAGUUGUUUUUACUGUUUCAUCCAUAUGGAAUAGAUAUUUGCACUCAAAAUCUGGAGACACUAUAAAAGUUUAUUUCAAAUAAAUAGGUUAUCAAAGAAAAACUGUUAUAUACAAAUGAAUGUCUGGCUUUAUUUGGCCUAGUAGUAAAAAGUUUGAAAUAGUUUUAAUAUAUAAAUUAUAUAAAUACAUAUAUAUAUAUAUAUGAAAUACCACAACAGCUUGUACAAACAUGAAAGCGUUUUCUUUAUUUUUGGUUUGUAUCAUACCAGCUGGAUUAGUUGUAACUUUUGUUAAGUGUAUGUAUGGUAUUUAUUAAAGAGAUUUGUGUUUCUCUCCCUC